Molecule: messenger RNA, 143 nt
Organism: Funneliformis geosporum
Lineage: Eukaryota; Fungi; Glomeromycota; Glomeromycetes; Glomerales; Glomeraceae
Source: the annotation of a GenBank genome assembly
AUGCCUUCAAAAAGUGCUAUUCAAAAGAAACUUAAACGAAACAGAACCUUUCGUACUGAAAGAAAAACAGAAAAUCUUCAAGAACAGCUUGCUCAUCUUCAUUUUUCCCUUUGUUUAGAAGAGCAAAAGAGACUCCUUGCUGA